GUUGUCUAUGGACUCUAUUGAUUGGUCAACGAGGAGAUGUAAAAAAUGGCUGCCUUGCCUUCUCCUACUCAGGUGGCAGGGACCCACAGUGCUAUAUACGAAGCGUAUUAUCAUCAAGUAGACCCAAAUGGCACAGGAGCUAUACAAGCUUUGGAUGCUGCCCGAUUCCUUAAAAAGUCACGCCUCAGCGAUGUGGUACUUAGCAAAAUAUGGGACCAGUCAGAUCCUACUGGAAAGGGAUAUUUGGACAAAGCUGGAUUGUUCGUUGCACUGAAGUUGGUAGCGCUGGCACAGGCAGGAAAAGACUUCAAUAUGAGCAACAUCCACUCAGAGACUCCACCACCUAAAGUUGGUGAGCUACCUAAAGUGCCACCACCUUCAGCGACGCCGGCCACAGCACCAGCGCUGGCUCCGCUCAGCGACUGGAGCGUGAAGCCAGCUGAACGAGACAAGUACAGCCAGCUCUUCGACUCGCUGCAGCCCAGUAAUGGACUGAUACCGGGAAACAAGGUAAAAGGAGUAUUGAUGGAGUCAAAACUUCCGUUAGAUAUCUUGGGUAAAAUUUGGGAUUUAGCAGAUCAAGAUAAAGACGGCAUGCUCGACAGGCACGAGUUUAUUGUUGCAAUGCACUUAGUCUACAAAGCGCUAGAGAAACAUGCCGUGCCAACGACGCUGCCUCCAGAGUUGCGCGCGCGGCCCGCCAGACCUCCUUCAAGGCCCCCCUCGCGUCCCCCUUCCAGACCUCCCUCGCGGCCUCCCUCCCCGCAGCCCCGCGUGCCCCCGCCGCGACCGCAACCCCCUCCACAGCAGCCGCAAUCGAAUGCGUCACUGCUGGAGGGAUUGCUAGAUUUGUCCAGUCCCCCAGCCCCUACUCCCCCUGCAACCCAGCAGUGGAUCACCCCCAGCGAGCGCGCCAAGUACGACUCGCAGUUCACAGCCGCAGACACGGACCGGGACGGGUUCGUGUCCGGCGCGGAGAUACGGCACGUGCUGCUCGACAGCGGCCUGCCGCAGAAAACGCUGGCGCAGAUAUGGGCGCUCUGCGACACGGAGAGCACGGGCAAGCUGUCGCGCCACCAGUUCGCGGCCGCCAUGUGCCUCGUGCAGCGCGCGCUGCGCGGCCUGGCGCCCCCCGCCGCGCUGCCCGCCGCGCUCGCCGCGCCCGACGUGCCCGCGCCGCCCGCGCCGCCCGCGCCCCAGAAACCGGAACCAGUAAGCCUGGGCCCACAACCGACCCCGGAGAUGGAUGCGAUCGCGCGCGAAGUGGACGCGCUCGCCCGGGAACGACUCGCGCUGGAGGCGGAGCUGGCCGCCAAGCAGCGGGAGGUCACCGUGAAGAGCGGGGAGGCGGACAGCCUUCAGAGUGAGUUAGAUACUCUGACGGCGACGCUAAAACAGUUAGAAAACCAAAAAGGCGAGGCGCAGAAGAGAUUAAACGAUUUAAAAUCACAAGUGGACAAGCUGCGGUCGCAGGUGUCGGCGCAGGAGGCGGCGGCGGCGGAGACCGAGGCGGAGGUGUCGGCGCGCCGCGCCGCCGCCUCGUCGCUGCGCGAGCGCGAGCGCGCGCUGCAGCAGGAGGCCGCCGCCGCGGAGGCCGAGGCCGAGGCCGUCACCGCGCAGCUCAGCCGCACCGUGCUCGCCGUCAGCCAGGCGAAAAUCAAAAUAAGUCACCUCGAGGAGCAGCAGCAGUCGCUCACGUCGGCCGUGGAGGCGCUGGAGGCGGGGGGGCCGGGCGCGGCCGGCGUGCUGGCGCUGCAGCCGCUGCACUCCGUGCAGCAGCUGGCGCAGCUCGUGCGCGGGACCACGCCCAACGACGCGCUCGAAGACGAAUCUUUCUCCAAGAACGAAUUCGGCGCGAUGAACGGCUCGAGCGGCUUCACGUCCGACCCCUUCAAAGACUCCGCCUUCUCGAGCGUCCCUCACAACGACCCCUUCGCGCCCACGUCGAACUCCAACCACUCGAAGGACGGCUUCGCCGCGGACGCGUUCGCGUCGGACGCGGACCCGUUCGCGGGCGACGCCUUCGCGCCCGCCGACGGACCGAAGCCCGACGACGCGGCGUGGGACGCCGACCCCUUCGCGGUGCUGCACGCGCCCACGCGCGCCAGCGCCGCGCCCCCCCCCGCCGCGCCCCCCGCCGCCGCCAACGCCAACGCCAAGCGCCACAAGACGCCGCCGCCGCGCCCCGCGCCGCCGCGCCCCAUGCCGCCGCACAAGAACGACCGCAAACCCGCCCUCGACUUCACGGAGGAUCCCUUCAAAGACUACAGAUACGAGGACCCCUUCAACAUAGAGGACCCCUUCGCCGACGUCGUCGACGCCAAGAAGAUCGACCCCUUCGCGAGACCGACGUCCGUCGCCGGCUUCGAGACGGACUCGUUCGGCCCCGCCUCCGCCCUCAACGGCGGCUUCGCUCGCCCGCAGGACCGCCACGGCGGCCGCGUGUCCGCCCCGCCCGGCGGGGACCCCUUCUCGGCCUCCCGCUCCAACAACAACGAGGCGUGGGUCGCGUGGCCCAACGACAACUGGGCCAUGGACGACGCCUGGACCAAACCCACGCAGGACGCGUGGGGCACGAAUACGUCCAAGAGUACCGCGAGCGACUGGAAGACCGGAAACUGGGCGAACAAGUCCGACAACUGGGCGACCGACUGGGACAGCAACGCGAACGCGAGCGCCAACGCCAACGCCAACGCCAACGCGAGUUCGGACCCCAAGAAGAAUUUGAACGAAACGUGGCCGUCGAACACGCUGCCCAGUAAGAAGGAAAAAUCGCCGAAACCGGUCAAGUACGCCAAGUCGCUAGUGCACACGAUAGGAGGCAUCGGCCGGACGAGGCAAAACAAGGACAAAAAAGCGAAGUCGACCGAAUCCAAGAGUUCGGAGUUCCUGCCGACGGAGGAGCAGCAGUGGGCGUGGGCGGCGGCCGAGUCGGCGCGCCUGCAGGCCGAGGCCGACGCGCGGCGCCGCCAGGAGGACGCCGAGCUGCAGCUGGCGCUGGCCAUCUCGCGCCAGGAGAAGUGACCCAGGACUCUCAUGUCUCUGCUGCGGGGGAACAACCGCGCGCGUUGACGCGAGCGGUCGUUUAGUCGUAAGGACUAUAUUGGCGUGCGGUUGACGAAUCGUCCGAUUGUGAAGUCUUGCCUUUAACUCUCGAAAGAUUUGUAUCGAAGGAUUCGUUUGAAUCGGUAUUGAAUUAUUUUGUAUAUCGUUGCUUUCGAAUGAAUCCGCUAGUCAUUAUCGAGAAUCAAAAUCUCGAGUCUUCGAUGAACAAACGGGAAAAUUUGAGUUAUAAAUCGCUUGCAACUGAAUAUUAAGCGAACGAGUCAUUUAUACGAACGGCUAAACGAAGGUAGUAGAGAAACAUAAAAAAGAUAUUACGAGUAUUAAUUUAUUAAAUUUAUGUCUCUUCGAGCGCUGUAAUUCAAAAGAGAAAGCAUUUUUUAAUUUUUAAACCGCUUCAUUUGUGCCCAAGGAAAGGUAAAUUUAAUAUGGAAGAUUGAUUAAUUAUAAGUUUUAUUCCAUAUUUAUUCGAUAACUAUGAAAGAAAUAAUACAAUCGACUUUACCUUCUAGAGAACCACCAGAGGCACCACUGCGGGGUAUAAUGACUAAAGUUUCUCAGAAAACCGUUGUUAGUAGAAAUGUCCCGUUUGCUUAGUCUUGAAUACAUAUAUGAUAAGAGAUCUGAUCACUCAGGAAGGCGUCCUCCGCAAUAAGUUAUCAGCGUGUAUUGGUAUGAGUGACGUUCGUUCGUAUAAGAUGUAUUAGUGUGCGUGGGAUAUCUAAUGUAAGUCAUGAAUAAAGAUAGCAAAAAAAAAAAAAUAUUAUAUUUGUCAAUACACACCAAUAAUUUAACGAAGGAGGAAGGGGGGGUGUCCUUCGUGAGUGAACAUAUCUAGACUUACAUAAUUACUCAUAAAAAAUGGCCUAAACCUUUGUAAUAUAUAAAAUGAUGUACAGUCCUUAGUUUUAUCGUUUAUGGUUUAAUUAUUGAUAAAAUAUUUAUAAAAUCGGAUGCGAAUUGCAAAAAGGCGUUAACCUGGGGUCCCUCUUAUUUGACAUAUUUAUUAUAUUUUAAUGUAUAUAAACUAAUUUACGGAUAAUACUUGGGAUUAUAAGACUUUGAAAUUGGAAUGUAAACGUUUAUAAAUCAUCUUCCAAAUGGAAUUUCGUUCACAACAAGUGCUUUUGUUAAGUUGUAUACAUUCAAAGUUGAUCGUAACAUAUUUAUUUCAAUAUGUCGUCACAAAACGAUAUUAACUCGAUUAAUCGAUUCUCGAUUUAUAAUUUUUGAUUGUAUAAUAUUUACGAGUGAUAUCUGUUCUUACGUAUGUUUUUAUUUAUCGUUAUUUUGUAUAUAAUGAAUAGUUAUAACUUGUACAAAGAUUCCAUUCGAUGCAAAUCGGAGCGACUUCGAUAAUGAUCAAUCAGGGGCGUCAUUGGAACGGACGUAUAGAAAAGUUUUCGAAUUUAUAUGAACAGACUUUGUUUAAUGUACAAUUUUUUGUUGUCUCGGUAAUGUUAAAUUGUUUUUAUUCGACAUGAUUUUUAAUGCAAAUAUAAUUCGAUUUUUAAAAAUAAAAACAAACAAUAGUGCUUUGUUUUGAUUACGUUGUUUAAUUGUUUGUAUUGUUGUAGAUCGAGGAAUAUUGUUUUCAGUACACGGUGACGUCACUCGUACUUCCCCAACUAUUUGUUAUUUAAUAUUAGAUUGAGUGAAUGCAAUAUUCCGAAGCGCUAGUUAUGUUACGUUUUAUUUAAUUGCAUGUUAAGAAAAUUAUACGUUUACGAAUUUUCCGAUGUGGUAACAUUGAAUCGUCCAGCUAUGUGUAACUUUACCACCGAUUGUUCAAAUAAUAUUUAUAUAAACAGCGUCUUGUUAUUUAUCUAUCUAUAAGAUCAUUUUAUCAGCAAUAAUUGAACGAAUGUUACUUAAGUUUGUCUAUGGUGCCUUCAAUCGUCAGAUAAAUUGGAUGUGAAGAGGUCUCGUGUCUUGUCAUUUCAUCAAAACAAAUUAUAGAACUGUGAAUCUUAUUACAAUGAGAUAAAACCGAUAAUAAUGUAUCACGUCUCCCAAUAUGUUAGUAAGUUUAAAGCGAUUCUUAUAAUAUUCAGCGGAGUCGUCUGAGCUGUCUAUAAAGCUUUUAAAUUAUACUACUACAUUAAAUAUGUUCGAUAUGUUUAAACUUAUUGUAUCAAAAAUGUUUUUCAUACCAAAUUGGUAGUUUUUAGCUUAGCUAUGUAGGUUAGCAUCGGGCAACACUCGCUUAUGUGCGCACGGGCCGUAAGCCGCCUCCGGUACAAUAAUUAAUCUAGUAUGCACGCUUGCCGAGACAUAAAAACUACCAUUUUCUCGAUGGCAACACUGAAUCUUUCUACUACGAGUAUGUCUCAGCAAGCCUCUAGUUGUUUAGGUAAGUGAUUAUGUAAAUGUAAACUUAUAAUGUAACUAUUAAUACCAACGUGUUUAUGGGUAAUAUCCUAAAAGUUGUUAUCUCUUUCUUAGGCGCUGUUGUUUAUGGCUCAUCGGUCUGCGUGGACGCCAUGUUUGUAGCAUUUCAUAUGGUGUUGCCAGUUGAAUAAAUCUAUCUAUUUCUAUAUUUAUAGUGAAAUGUUUCUAUGAUACGUUUGUGUUCUAUGAUUAAUGUAAUUCGUGUAAUUAUAGCUUGUUCAUAUUUUGUAAAUGUUAUCAUAGAUGUAUUUAUUUCAGACGAAAUCGUCCUCAGUCAAUUUGUAUAUUUGUUUUGUAGUAUAAAUUAUGUAAUUGUAAUAUUAAUGUUCUGAUUCUUCCAAAGUCCACGCGGCCCGAUCGACCCGUGUCUGUUAUCAGAAUAUAUUGUAACGUACCUUCAAUGAUAGCGGAUUAAAAAUGAUACAUUAAUUCUUCGACGUUGACGUGUAUAUGUGUAUUUAAAGCUAUAAAUAAUGUAAUUUUGGUAAUAUUUAUAUUUAAGUGAUGCUUAAGAAUCCGUUCAUCACACCGAAGCUUGCAUUUCAUUUAUAAUACGAAUGUUGCUAGUUAAAAAACCUUUUUAAUUGCAUUAUAAACAUAUACAAGAAUACUACAUAAAUUGGCUUUUAGACAAGACGUUUUUAGAGUAAAAUAAUGUAAUAUGCCUUGCUGUGAGGAGCGGAUUCUCAGAGCCGGUAGUGACGGUGCGCGGGACUCCGACGAGUUAAAUAAAGAUGGCCGGCGUUUGCUUCUCUUUCGCACUUACUGCACUCGAGCGAAACGGCGAUAUUACUUUGUAAUGCUAAUCAGUAUUAUCCGGAACCGCGCGCCUAGUAUAGAAGCAAAUUGGUUCGUUAUAUUGGUGGAAAUUAAAUAAAGUAUAAAUAUACUUUAUUUAAUUAAAUUUAUAAGUAUAUUAUUAUGAAAGCAAAUGUGAAAAAGCUAUGCUUCUUUGCUCAUUUACAACUAGCGACAUUACGGCCAUUGCUGCCAACAUCAUAAUGUUGAAACAUCGUGGUAGGUUAGUAGAAACCAUUUAACCAUAUAAACGAAAUGUAUUGAAAUAAAAUAAUAUUCAUAUUAUAGAAUCAUCACAAAAUUAUCAUUAUUAUUCGUUGUUGCAAUGUGUGUAAAUUAUAGAAAACGCAUUUAUUGAAGUUUAUACUGUGAAUAGUUUAUUUGACUCUCUCGUGAUUACGACUUUUUGUUCGUCGCUUUUGAUAUGCAACGAAUUGUGAGUUAAUUUCUAGAAUCAUUCCAAAAAUUAUAUUUUAGCGUUCAUGUUACCUUCACAAACGGUCCUCAUAAAACUUUCAUCUCAUCAUUUUAAUAUAAGGUAUACGAAAACUACAACAGAGAAAAAACAUAAUCUCAUUCUGGCCGAAGAUACCAUAACAUAUACAAAGUAUAAUAUGUUAUCAGGAUACAUGUGUUUUUUGCGGAUUAUUUAAUAUUUCUCCUACCAUUUCUUUGUAUGUUUUUGUCAUUGGUAAAGUACAAUUAUCAUAUCAAAACGCUGGGGCGUUCGUAUGUUAUUCGUUGAUAGAAAUGUUUAAUUAUUAUUAUUGUGAUCUAGUGUUGUACUUAGAUGUUCUAAAAUGGUUAGCGGAGUAGCGGAUAUCAACACUGACACACCAAAGGUCGGAAAACUUUUCUCACGUGUAUUGCCAGUUAAUAAAAAUAUCAUAUCAUUAAUAUAUAUAUUUAAAAUUAUCGUAUGAUUAAAUUGUUUUUUUUUUUUUACUGGACGUUGUUGUGUCAUUGUUGAGAUAUAAUUUUUAUUGCGUAGGUUUCUGUGUAAUGCAUAAGCCUUUGUGGUAUAUCUUUUAUAGAGAAAAGGCUUUAAUACAUAUUCAUAUUCGAUCAUUAGAGUAGUUUUCUACAAAUCAAAAUAAUAAACAACACAUUGAAAUAUUGACACCUGUGUGUGUUCAACGAUAAUGCAAUAUGAAUAUAUUUUUUUUCUAUUGAAAUGUUGCCAGAUUACGUAUUCCAAAUUUAAAUGUAAAACUAUGUUUCAAUAUAAACAUAUCGCAUGGAUUCAUCCCUAAUACAAAAGCUUUUAUAUUGCGUUAAUAUAUUUAAGCAUUUUCUAUACAUUUUCUUAACACAGGGACCUAUUAAAUGUGGAAUUCGCUGUCGUUUCGUAUUGAAUAUAGCUUUUGUUACGGUUACAAAUGUAUGCACUAGAUAAUGCGAAUUUAGAUAUGAUCUUGUAGGUAAUAUAUAAAAAGUUAAAUGUUUGUAUGCAAGCGAGUUGUGUAUGUUUCUUUUAAUUUAGCGUGUUGCUAUGACAACGCCAUCUUCGAAUUUUACACGCCUGUAACAAUCUUGUUGUCGUUGUAAAUUUUGAAGCACGUAUAUAAACUCGACGCCUCGUCGCAAUAGUGUUGCCGUCUGUACGGAUAAACUUCAACUGAGCGUGGAUAAGACAUGGAUGUGUUAGGAAUAGUUUAAUAGCACUAUUAACGACCUAAAAUAAAUGUUACGUGUUAUUUUGAUUGGCUGUGUUCUGUUGCGGCAUUCACUCGAAAUAUGUUUUAUACCACACGAGACUUUUUAAUUUUGACGGAUUAUAUACAAUUUUCGAAUAAGUUUCGAUGAAUAUAUCAAAGUCAAUAUUGAAAAGUUGUUCGUGUGUUUUAAUAAUAUAUGAUGUAAAUGGGAAUUGUCAUAUAACUCGGUCAGGUACAACGUGCCGGCAUACGUCAUUACCCGCUGAGACCCAUUGUAAUGAAACUAUGAUAUUAUAUUAAUAUGAAAAUAAUUCCUGAGAUAAUAAAAUGAACAGCAUACUGUAUA
Messenger RNA from Vanessa atalanta (red admiral), 8256 nucleotides. It is a transcript of the gene Eps-15, whose product is annotated as epidermal growth factor receptor substrate 15-like 1. Gene Ontology annotation, molecular function: cadherin binding; calcium ion binding. Bases 46 to 3024 code for a protein of 992 amino acids. Gene Ontology annotation, cellular component: cytoplasm; clathrin coat of coated pit; plasma membrane. The transcript has 17 exons. Gene Ontology annotation, biological process: endosomal transport; endocytosis. The record is from RefSeq and is a predicted model, not a curated record. NCBI's taxonomy places the organism in Eukaryota, Metazoa, Arthropoda, Insecta, Lepidoptera, Nymphalidae.